CGCCCCGUUCUGUGCCAUGUACUUUUCCGGAACUCGUGAGAUUGGAGAAGGAAAAUUUAUUGUAAGAUGGCCAAUUGUGAAGUGGAGAAUGGUUUCCCAGAGCUGAAAAAUGAUCUGAUUUUACGAGCUGCGCGUGGCGAAGUGACAGAGCGAGCACCCAUUUGGGUCAUGCGGCAAGCGGGUCGCUAUCUGCCAGAAUUCCUGAAAUUAAAAGCAGAAAACGAUGCUGAUUUUUUCAAGAUGGUACAGACUCCAGAGCUGGCUUGUGAACUAACUCUCCAGCCUAUACGAAGAUUUCCUCUGGAUGCAGCCAUUAUCUUUUCAGAUAUUCUUGUUAUCCCUCAGGCUCUUGGGAUGACAGUUCAAAUGAUACCCGGCAAGGGUCCAGUAUUUCCCGAGCCCCUGAGGGAACCAAGUGACAUUGAGAAACUUAUACAAGAAGUUGAUUUAAAGAAGACUCUUGGAUAUGUUUUCCAAGCAAUAACUCUAACAAGGAACAAACUUGAAGGAAAAGUUCCUCUCAUUGGUUUUACAGGAGCUCCGUGGACUCUAAUGUGUUACAUGAUUGAAGGAGAGAGUAGCAAAACUUUUAAUAAAGCUCGUAAAUUCUUAAACCAACAUUUGGAAGUUUCUAGCAAGCUGUUACAACAGAUGACUGAUUUGAUUGUAGAUUACUUGGUUCUACAAGUUCGUGCUGGAGCACAGAUGUUACAAGUGUUUGAGUCUCAUGCAGAGGUUAUUGGCUAUGAUACAUUCAUGCUGUGUUCACUGCCGUACCUCAAGCAAAUAGCUGAAAAAGUCAAAGAAAAGUUAGGACCUGAUGCGGUUCCAAUGACUAUUUUUGCCAAGGGUGCACACUAUGCCAUCAAAGACCUCUCUCAAAUUGGAUAUGAUGUUAUCAGUCUGGACUGGACAAUGUCAGCAAAAGAUGCAAGGAUUGUUGCACCAACAGUGACACUUCAAGGGAAUCUUGAUCCAGCCUGUCUGUACAGCAGUCAUGAGGACAUAGUACAUGCAGUGAAAGACAUGUUGAGGAAGUUUGGUACCCAACGAUACAUUGCUAAUCUGGGACAUGGGAUGCAUCCAGAUCAUGAACCAGAAAAACUUGCUACAUUCAUAGAUACUGUUCAUAAUUACUCAGAGACACUCAAUGAAAGAAAAAUGCCUUGUUCUUAAUGUAUGAACAUUUGUUAUUAAUACAUGGUUAGUAAAUAAAAUCUUCAGCUAGCUACUACAUUAGCA
Messenger RNA from Pocillopora damicornis (cauliflower coral), 1242 nucleotides. Its product is annotated as uroporphyrinogen decarboxylase. The record is from RefSeq and is a predicted model, not a curated record. Gene Ontology annotation, molecular function: uroporphyrinogen decarboxylase activity. Gene Ontology annotation, biological process: heme biosynthetic process. Gene Ontology annotation, cellular component: cytosol. NCBI's taxonomy places the organism in Eukaryota, Metazoa, Cnidaria, Anthozoa, Scleractinia, Pocilloporidae.